CGGUAAACUCCAUCGUCCUUCCUCCAACCAAUCAAGCAGAAAGCUACCGUACCAGGAAAUGGAGGACUACUACUACUUCCCCACCACCUUGGAGGCAACCCCCGAAAUCAGCACAAGCUUCCGAAUCGUGCACUCCUCCCGCAAGCGGUGUUCGCCGUCGCCGAGGCCCCGCCGUACGUCGUCAUCCCGCGACAACGACGCCGGUGAACUUCGCCCCCACUACCUCGACACCUGCUUCCGGUGCGCGCGCAUACUUGCCGCAAACAGAGAUAUCUUCAUGUACAGAGGCGACACCCCGUUCUGCAGCGAGGAGUGCCGGCAGCAGCAGAUCAACACUGACGAGGUGGCGGAGAAGAGAUCCAACCAAUCAGCGGCCGCGACGAGGGAGCAGCAGAAGAACACGCACAGAGUGCCCGUCUGGGCUCGGUAGAAGCAUCGAUCGAUUCAAUAGCUUACACACCAAAUACCUCUAGCAUUUAAACUAUUCGGAAUUUUGCGUGUACGCAUAAUGGCGCCGCCUAUCUAAAUUGAGGCGUGUGAUCUCCAGCUUCAUCGGUGGUAAAUUGUAUGAUCCGACGAACCGGCUGGCAUGCAAGAUCGAUGGAGCCGGCUAACCCCUAUUGGAAUCCAGCUCUUGCUUGGAGGCGGAAAAUUGCUGUAUAUGAAUCUACAGGGAGAUACGAGAGGUUUGCUGUUUGCAGCGAGUAACUGUAGCACCAACAGUUGACAAAAUCCAACAGUUAUUCCCUCCCCUGUGUCA
Molecule: messenger RNA, 760 nt
Organism: Lolium perenne
Lineage: Eukaryota; Viridiplantae; Streptophyta; Magnoliopsida; Poales; Poaceae
Product: FCS-Like Zinc finger 3
Source: RefSeq, a predicted model, not a curated record